GUGCUCACACUGCAGGGGGGGGGCUGCGGAUCUCGGUGACAGAUCCUGGCUCAGGCAGAUGAGACGGCCAUGUUGGUCUCCGUGCAGUUUCUGCUCCUGCUGUUUCUAUGUCAGUCUCUGGGGGCUCCCAGCUCGGCCCACAGGGGCAGAUCAGGAGAAUCUGAUGAUGAUGGUGAGACCCAGAACCCCUUCUCUUCAGGCCCGGAACAGCUGAAGAUUUUACAACAAUAUCUGAAACACAGCGACUUGAGCCAGGAAAACGCAUCGAGCCUCAAGAGAGAGACAGCGAUCCUCCAUAUCUUCCUUCUCCACGAUUACGACAAGAGCGGACACCUCGACGGCUUGGAGCUCAUGCAGCUGCUGAGCGGGAUCCUGUCUGAACGUGAACGCGGCCGACCGCCUUCUAAAUCUGUCAUUUUUCUGGUUGACGAAGUCUUAGAGAAACAAGAUCUAAACAGAGACGGCCUACUGAGUGCCCCCGAGCUCCUGGUGCCCCCUGUUUACGCCUCUCAAUCCCUAACUGAAGAUCCAUCAACAGACACUAUCCAUGUGGCCAUACCCCCUCCUCAAGGCACCUUGGAAGAUGGGACGCUGGAGGCUCAGGAGAAUCUGGUGGAGGUCCUACAGGCUGGAGACCAGGACAGCCCGCCACAGGAUACCAACGGCCAAAGUGAUGAUCGGACUCCCUCACCUGCAGAAGCCAACGGGGACACUCCGAAGGAGCCUGGAGCAGAAGAGAACGAAGAACUGAAUGAUGAGACCCUCCCCGAGAAGGUAGAAGAGGAGGAAGAACAGGGAGAAGAGGAAAUCCAUGAAGCGGUUGUGACCGAGGACGACGUGUAACGGAUGUAUCCCGGAAAGCGCUGCUCCCGUCUUCUGCAUCCAGGAGCCCGCCUGCGCCCGGCCCGGUGAAAUGGAGCGGACACCCUGCGGCGUUACUAAGGAGCUCUCGCUAUACCCCUUCUCAGUGGAGCUGGGUCGAUGGCCCGGCGCCGAGACUUUUCCUGAUCCCGGUUACACUCCCUGUGCUUCAAGCAGAGCCUCCUGUCCUCUCACUCCGCUUAAUCACAAUGAAACGAGGAAAGACUCUGACCGCCUGAGAUUAUCCGAGUAUAAAAACCGGACCACUAGACCUCCAUCCGGGGUAUUAUACACAGUAUAUAGACCCUACACGGGGCAACCAAUCAUCGAAAACCACGUAUGGAUCAGGGACACGUUCCACCAUCCCCCGCUUCACAACCACUACAGGCGUGUCUCUGGCUUUUCUGGAAUAAAGUCUUUUCGUC
Messenger RNA from Spea bombifrons (plains spadefoot toad), 1286 nucleotides. It is a transcript of the gene CGREF1, whose product is annotated as cell growth regulator with EF-hand domain 1. The coding region runs from base 70 to 843 and encodes 257 amino acids. The transcript is spliced from 6 exons. Gene Ontology annotation, molecular function: calcium ion binding. NCBI's taxonomy places the organism in Eukaryota, Metazoa, Chordata, Amphibia, Anura, Pelobatidae. The record is from RefSeq and is a predicted model, not a curated record.